Messenger RNA from Culicoides brevitarsis, 4203 nucleotides. RefSeq lists its product as uncharacterized. NCBI's taxonomy places the organism in Eukaryota, Metazoa, Arthropoda, Insecta, Diptera, Ceratopogonidae. Gene Ontology annotation, cellular component: membrane; extracellular region. The coding region runs from base 126 to 3923 and encodes 1265 amino acids. The record is from RefSeq and is a predicted model, not a curated record. Gene Ontology annotation, molecular function: protein binding; chitin binding; serine-type endopeptidase activity. Gene Ontology annotation, biological process: proteolysis. The transcript has 5 exons.
UAAAAGUCUCAUAAGUGUCUCAACUCUCGGACUGACAAGAUCGUUAAAAUUGUAAAAAUUAAUAAAAGACAAGAUAAUUCAGCGUUGUUAUUUACAAGUACUCAUGAUUUUUAAUUAAGAUCAAGAUGAAGUACGCAUUAAUAUUGGCGUUUUUAGCUCUAAUUGGAGCAACAACUGCUAUUCAAGAUUACGCGGUAAACAGACAAGGACUCCAUCAUGGCAUUGAGAUGCAUCAUUCGUACAGUAGGGUAGCCACAAAUGCGCAUUCUGGGCACGAAAUUCCCGUACAAAGGCUUCAAGCGCCUCCAAUUCCAGUUGGGAAUGCUCCUGCGACGCCCGAAGAAAUAAACGCACUCGAGGAGCCAUCGACAGUGGCGCAAGAAAAUCUCCUUGCCGAUAUGCAGCCCGUUGGAACGGAAUGUCCUCCUCGUGCGACGGGAGUUUUUCCGCAUCUCAUCAAUUGCAAGCAAUAUUUGAACUGCUACAAAGGCAAAGGCAGCGUUCAGACAUGCCCGCCGGGCACUCUCUUCAAUCCCGAGACAAAACUUUGCGAUAAUCCGACAAAGGUUAAGUGUGUAACCCUCAGUCGCACUGAUAACAAAUACCAAAGAGAACAACAAAACGCGAAAGUAGCGCAAUAUAAUCAAUUCCAAUCGACUCGUAAUACCAAUCAACGCAGUAGCGCGCCCGACGUUGAAGUUCAAGAGCUUCCAUCGUACCCGCAAAAGACAUCACAGCUAACUUCUCGCAUGGGAAGAACACGAGAACAAGACUAUUUAGACGAAGAAGACACGGAUUUGGCUGCUGAUGAGUCUGUUCAGAAUAGAAAUGGAGCUUAUGAACCAAGUUGUCCUCCUGAUGCUGUUGGGAGACAUUUGCCGCAUCCCUUUGACUGCGCGAAAUACCUUCAUUGUGACAUCACGGGAACAUUUAUCCGAGAUUGUGGGCCCGGAACGCAUUUUAAUCCCGAAAUGGAGGUUUGUGAUUGGCCUCAGAACGUAAAUUGUGUGUUGCAGGAACAAGGAGGAAGUUAUAAAAAGCCAAAAGAAUUGGAAAUUCCCUCGACAGUCGAUUACGAUGAUGAAAUGUAUUCAGGAAUUGGUAGAAUUGACAUGAGAUUUUCGAAAGAUAAUGAACAUUUGCACAAUAAAGGACCUGCUGGAGCAGUUUUUAUUCCUCAUAACACGAGAAAUCAACCGAAUUAUUGGACAACGACACAAAAACCGUAUACUAGAUUCGAAAAUGGAAGACCUAAUUAUGAUCAAUUACCACAAGAAUCCGCUCGAGCAUAUCCUCGCGUUGAUGAACAAGUCUCCAGAGCUCAUCAGGCUCCAAUUUAUACACGCCCGAGACCUCCAGCGAAGGUCGAACGGCGUCAAUUCUUCACAACGACAACAACAACCACGGAAAAGACUCCGGAAAUCGUAACGCCAAAGGAAGCUGUGAUGUCUAUGAACAACUACAAUCGCGCUUAUUACAACCAACAAAAAUUGAAAUACAACGAAGAAGAACUUCCCGUCACGGGAGACAUGUCAACGUUAAGCGACGCCCUUAAAAUGCUCUUAAAACCUUACAUCAAAGAAAAAGAAGUCAACAUUUCGAUACCGAUCGAGACAAAAAUGGGCACCGAACAAAAAGACAAGUCCGUAAAUUACGAAGUGAGCGAAGAGCAACAACAUCUCGCCGGAGGACAACAAUGGAUCGACUCGAGUAACGAAAAUGUCGAAGUAGAAUUGCCCACAACGACAACGACAACAACUCAAAGGCCUCAGUAUCAUCAUCAACACAACCAUCCACGAGGUCAUUUCCAACAUUCGCCCGAAUGGCAUGCAAAUCACGGCAAUAAUCGACAUCAUACGCAUCACGGACCUCAUCAAGGCGCUCACAAUCCCGAAUGGCAUCGCCGAAACGGCAUUCCGAUGCCUGAAACGCGUUACAAUCCACGCGAAGGACCUCGUCAACACACUUAUAACCGAAAUAAUUAUCCAACUACGACAACUACAAACACUCCAGAUAUCCCGAUACCCGAUGAAGAAGCUGUCAAACCCACACAACCCACAAUUUACUUCUAUAGAGAUCCAAAAGCUGUGAUUCCGCUUCGAACGACGACUCCCAAACCACAAAUUUGCGAAGGACACAAAUGCCCGAAUGGAAAAUGUAUUGACCAAACAGCGGUUUGUGAUGGGAAAAACGAUUGCGGUGACAGAUCUGAUGAAGCAACAUGUCCCCGUUUAGGAUAUGAAGUUCGUCUUUCGAAUGACAAAGGAAAAAAACACGAAGGACGAGUCGAAGUUAAAGUUUACGAUGUUUGGGGAUACGUUUGUGAUGACAAAUUUGAUAUAAAAGCGGCAAAUGUUUUAUGCAAAGAGCUCGGAUUCGAAAUGGGAGCUGCAGAAUUGCGUCUCGGAUCACAAUAUGCUCCAAGUGCGGGCUUAACUGAUGGCGAAGACACGAUUUUUAUCAUGGAUGAGGUCGAAUGCAAGGGAAAUGAGACAUCUUUGAAGGAAUGUGACUUUAAUGGAUGGGGCGUUCAUGAUUGCAAUGCCGAUGAAAUUGUUGGCGUUGUUUGUAAAAUCCCAAUUAUGAAGUGUCCUGCGGAUUAUUGGUUGUGCGAAAUGUCACAAGAAUGCAUUCCAACGGGAUUUUUGUGUGAUAAUGUGUACGAUUGCUCCGAUCAUUCGGAUGAAAGUCCCAAACAGUGUAAUGCUUCGUUGGAAAUUCGAUUGGUUGAUGGCGCAUCAAAGCACGAAGGACGAGUUGAAGUCAAAUAUCGCGGUAUUUGGGGAACGAUUUGUGAUGAUGACUUUACAAAGGAAGCUGCUGAUGUAAUUUGCCGCCAAUUAGGAUUCGAAGGCGAAAGUACAGUUGUAAAAAGCAAAUUUGGUCAAGGAAAGGGCCCAAUUUGGCUGGAUCAAGUCAAAUGUAUAGGAAAUGAAACCACGAUCGACGACUGCGUUCAUUGGCAAUGGGGCGAGCAUAAUUGUGCACACACAGAAGAUGUCGGAGUCAAAUGUUUCGAUGGAACUCAAAGAAUCGCUCGCACUCAAACCAGCAAGACAAAAGGAAAGCUCCAAACACGUUUCGAAGACUUCCCGUACGCAGAACGUUCGUCGAAACUGCUUCCCGAGCAAUGUGGUCGCGUAAAAGUCGACUUAAAGAAGGAACAAUAUCAUGAACGCGUCGUUCAAAGUACCAAAACUCAACGCGGCGAGAUUCCAUGGCAAGCGAGCAUUCGCGCGAAGAAAGCAGGCAUUUCCGCUCAUUGGUGCGGCGCCGUGUUAAUCUCUCGUUAUCACUUAAUAACAGCUGCUCAUUGUCUCACCGGGUAUCCAAAAGGAGCUUAUAUGGUCCGUUUAGGAGAUUAUCGCUCAGAUGAAGUUGAACCAUCGGAAAUUGAGGUUUACGUUGAAAAUUUGUACAUUCACGAGGAUUUCCGUAAAGGACAACAUAUGAACAACGAUAUUGCCAUCGUUCUCCUAAAAUCGCCAAUUCGGUUCAAUUCGUACAUUCAACCUGUUUGUCUUCCAGACAAAAAAGCUCCGUACACACCUGGAAUGAACUGCACAAUUUCCGGAUGGGGCGCCAUUCAAUCGGGAAGUAUGUCAACAUCAUUCGAUCUCCGUGCAGGCAAAGUCCCGAUACAGCCCAUGCACAUCUGUAAACAACCCGGAGUCUAUGGCGAAGCUAUUACUGAAGGCAUGUUCUGUGCCGGAAGUUUAUCUAAAGGCGUUGAUGCCUGUGACGGCGACAGCGGAGGACCAUUGGUGUGCGAAUCGAACGGAGUCAACACCCUUUAUGGCAUCAUCUCGUGGGGACAACAUUGCGGCUUCGUGAAUAAACCAGGAGUUUAUGUGAAAGUAUCGCACUACAUCGACUGGAUCGAGCAGAAAUUGGAACACUCAAAACACACAUUUGGUGCAUAAGACGAGUUAUUUUUAGAUAAUUUUUUUUUCAUGGGAGUGCCAUACAGCAGCUACAACAUUGAAAAACGUAAAAAUAAGAUGAAAGAUGCCAAAAAUUUACUUGAUAAAUAUUUUACUUAGUCAUAAUACCACUUGUUUGUUGUUUUGUCGUGUCUUGUCUUGUUAUGCUCUUUCUCUCUCCUGUACUUUUUUAUAUUUUAUUUUAUUUUAUUAGUAGGUACAGUAACAACAACGGUUAGCAAUAAAGAAAAUUUAUUUUAUAGCUAAAGGGGGAUCGUCU